Molecule: messenger RNA, 798 nt
Organism: Vombatus ursinus (common wombat)
Lineage: Eukaryota; Metazoa; Chordata; Mammalia; Diprotodontia; Vombatidae
Product: probable RNA-binding protein 19
Exons: 5
Molecular function (GO): RNA binding
Source: RefSeq, a predicted model, not a curated record
CCAGUGCCUGCGUGGCAGGGCAGGGAGAGCUCUUUCCACUGCCGGCUGCUUCUCCACAUGGGAAGCCUUAUUCUUUUCCUUCCUUCAUUCCUUCUCUCUCUGUCUGCCUUCCUUCCACAGGCUGCCGGGGAGAGGAGCAAGUCUGUGAUUUUAGUAAAGAACCUCCCUGCAGGGACACGGGCCUCUGAGCUGCAGGAGAUCUUCAGCCGCUACGGCAGCCUGGGCCGCGUACUGCUGCCCGAGGGAGGCAUCACGGCCAUCGUGGAAUACCUGGAGCCUCUGGAAGCCAGGAGAGGCUUCACCAGCCUGGCCUAUUCCAAGUUCCAUGAUGUUCCCUUGUAUCUGGAAUGGGCACCAAUGGGGGUCUUCUCUGGCCACCUCCCUCAGACCAAAGAACAAGAUGACAAACCUGGAGGAGAAGAGGCAGCUCAGACUGAGGCUGGGCCGGAUGGCGAAACUACAGAAAACACACAAGAGAAAAGAGCAGCAGCCCCGGAAGAGGAAGAGGACGAUGAAGAUGAAGAAGACGAGAGUCUUCCCGGGUGUACUUUGUUCAUCAAAAACCUCAAUUUCUCCACAACAGAGGAGACAUUGAAAGAAGAAGAGCCAGGAUGUGAGCUUGGCUGGACUGGAGAGCUCAUGAUGGAGCUGGGCCAUGAGCGGCUUUGGGGCCAAACAGGGGAGUUUCCAUUUGUACUUCAAAGUUGGGGAGCCCCUGAAGUCUGGAACACAGUGAUGAUGCGACCAGACCUGCUCUUCCCAGAAUCCCCUCAGCAGGUUGUGCGGAGGCUGGAUUGA